AUGGUGUACUAUACCCAAAACUCUGAGAGAAAAGUAACUAUAGCUCAAAGCGCAAUUGCAGGUGGAAUAGCUAGCUCGGUGACUAGAGCGAUAGCACAACCUCUAGAUGUCCUUAAAAUACGAUUUCAAUUACAGUUAGAACCUAUUCAGAAUGGAUCCAAGUAUAGUUCCCUAUUACAAGCUAUUUCAUCCAUAGCUAGAGAAGAAGGAGUAUCAACCUUAUGGAGUGGCCACAUACCCGCGCAAUUGCUAUCUAUUUCAUUUGGUGUUGUACAAUUUUCAACAUACGAAAGACUUACGCAAACCUUCCAAAGAAGUGACCCUCAAUUUUAUAUAAAUAAUCAAAAUUAUUUAAAUUUCUCUAAUGGUGCCGUGGCAGCUACAUUUGCAACCAUACUAUCCUAUCCAUUUGACACAAUUAGAACAAGGCUAGUAGCUGAACAAAAAAUAAAUAAAGUAUAUAAAGGUUUCAGUGACACUUUAUUAACAAUGAUAAGGCAUGAAGGUGCCAGCUCAUUAUUUAAAGGUAUAGUACCUACAAUAGCGCAAAUAGCACCAUAUGCUGGUAUUCAGUUUUGUAUGUAUAAGUUAUUUACUGAAAGUAUUUUUAAUAGACUUAGUUUCUUUCAAAGAAGGAAAGCUAUUGGGUCCGUUAUUGAAACUACAAUUAUUGCAAAUGUAAUAGCUGGUAGUAUAGCUGGGCUUGUUUCUAAGACAUGUGUCUAUCCCUUUGAUGUUAUAAAGAAAAGACUGCAAAUACAAGGAUUUCAACAGCAUAGAAAGGCUUUUGGCCGGCAAAUGUAUUGUAGUGGAUCAUUACAGUGUAUUAUGCUGACUAUAAAUGAAGAGGGGGUCUUGGCUUUAUAUAAAGGUUAUGGACCUAGUUUGGUAAAAGCUAUUGUUGUUACUGCUUUGCACUUCACAGUUUAUGAUGAAAUUAAACAUUUUAUCUUACAGAUGCAUAAAUGA
Messenger RNA from Pieris macdunnoughi, 969 nucleotides. The record is from the annotation of a GenBank genome assembly. NCBI's taxonomy places the organism in Eukaryota, Metazoa, Arthropoda, Insecta, Lepidoptera, Pieridae.